AUGUCGCAUUCAGUGAGCGUUCAGCCCCAGGCCAUGCAGGGAUACAGCACCAGCCACUGGAACUCCGAAGUCAUGGACUGCUUCGAGGACAUGGAAAUCUGUCUUUGUGGAGCAUUUGUCCCCUGUAUUCUGGCGUGUAGGGUGGCUUCACAAUUUGGAGAGUGCUUCUGCCUGCCAUGUCUGCCGGAAACUAUGCUCGCCAUGAGGACCGGCAUAAGGGAACGUUAUCACAUCCCGGGAACUAUCUGCAAGGACUGCGUGUGCCUGACGUUCUGUGGACCGUGCACGCUUUGUCAGAUGGCCCGUGAGCUGAAACACAGGAACUGA
Bufo bufo (common toad) is the source of this 327-nucleotide messenger RNA. RefSeq names its product cornifelin homolog A-like. Lineage: Eukaryota; Metazoa; Chordata; Amphibia; Anura; Bufonidae. The record is from RefSeq and is a predicted model, not a curated record. The coding region runs from base 1 to 327 and encodes 108 amino acids. Gene Ontology annotation, cellular component: cornified envelope. The transcript is spliced from 3 exons.